GUCCAGCAAAAGACCUGCUUGUUAUUUUCUGAAUUCUUGGACAUUUUUUUGUAUGUGUAUGUAUGUGUGUGUGUAUGUGUGUGUGUGUGUGUGUGUGUGUUGGGUUUUUUUGUUGUUGUUGUUGUUGUUAACCUUCACUGAAGGUUACUGUAGUCUGUGGUAUCUUCCCCGAGGCCAGAAAAUUUGACAAGCUUCACCUUUGCCUUCCUCAAUGGUAUACGCUUUAAGUCCAACAGCGACCUAUCAGCAUACGUAAGAAUGUCUUCUAGUUCUGACACUGAUGGCAUCCAAGAAUCGGUGAAGCAUGGACUAACGCCUAUCAGUGCUGGGCUUCCGGACAGACACGGACCCCCCAUCCCCGCCCGCAGCCGUCUUGUCAUGCUACCCAAAGUGGAGACGGAAGCCCUAGGACUCGCCCGAUCGCAUGGGGAACAGGGGCAAAUGCCGGAAAACAUGCAAGUGUCUCAAUUUAAAAUGGUGAAUUACUCUUACGAUGAAGAUCUUGAAGAACUUUGUCCAGUGUGUGGAGAUAAAGUGUCUGGGUACCACUAUGGACUUCUCACCUGUGAAAGCUGCAAGGGGUUUUUUAAGCGAACAGUCCAAAAUAACAAAAGGUACACAUGCAUAGAAAAUCAGAACUGCCAAAUUGACAAAACACAGAGAAAACGAUGCCCUUACUGUCGAUUUCAAAAAUGCUUAAGUGUCGGAAUGAAGUUAGAAGCUGUAAGGGCCGACCGAAUGCGAGGGGGAAGAAAUAAGUUUGGACCAAUGUACAAGAGAGACAGGGCCCUGAAGCAGCAGAAAAAAGCUCUUAUCCGAGCCAAUGGACUUAAACUGGAAGCCAUGACUCAGGUGAUCCAAGCAAUGCCCACUGACCUGACAAUAUCCUCUGCCAUCCAGAACAUCCACUCUGUUUCAAAAGGCCUACCUCUGAACCACACUGCCUUGCCUCCUACAGACUAUGACAGAAGUCCCUUUGUAACCUCUCCCAUUAGCAUGACAAUGCCACCCCACGGAAGCCUGCAAGGUUACCAAACCUAUGGCCACUUUCCAAGUCGAGCUAUCAAGUCUGAGUAUCCUGAUCCUUAUACUAGUUCUCCAGAGUCAAUAAUGGGUUACUCAUACAUGGACAGUUGUUACCAGACAAGCUCGCCGACAAGUAUUCCACAUCUUAUCUUGGAACUUUUGAAAUGUGAGCCAGACGAGCCACAAGUCCAAGCCAAAAUUAUGGCCUACUUGCAGCAAGAGCAAGCCAACAGAAGCAAACAUGAAAAGCUCAAUACGUUUGGACUUAUGUGCAAAAUGGCCGACCAAACUCUCUUCUCCAUUGUUGAGUGGGCCAGAAGUAGCAUAUUCUUCCGAGAACUCAAGGUUGAUGACCAAAUGAAGCUGCUUCAGAACUGCUGGAGUGAACUCUUAAUUCUUGAUCACAUUUACCGACAAGUGGUACAUGGAAAGGAAGGCUCAAUCUUCCUGGUUACUGGGCAACAAGUGGACUAUUCUGUAAUUGCAUCGCAAGCUGGAGCCACCCUCAACAACCUGAUGAGCCAUGCCCAGGAACUAGUGGCCAAGCUUCGUUCUCUGCAGUUUGAUCUACGAGAGUUUGUGUGUCUGAAAUUCUUAGUGCUCUUUAGUUUAGAUGUCAAAAACCUUGAGAACUUCCAGCUGGUGGAAGGGGUUCAAGAACAAGUGAAUGCUGCAUUGCUGGACUACACAAUGUGCAACUACCCACAACAGACAGACAAGUUUGGGCAGCUUCUCCUCCGGCUACCAGAGAUUCGGGCCAUCAGUAUGCAGGCUGAAGAAUACCUCUACUACAAACACCUGAAUGGGGAUGUGCCAUGUAAUAACCUCCUCAUUGAAAUGCUGCAUGCAAAGAGAGCAUAAAUUCUCCCCCACCCCCUAAGAGCUUAUUUCUGCUUUCAAAAAAAAGCUGAAAAAAAAGGAAAAGAAAUACUCUGAACUGCUCCAAGCAACACUAAUUAAAAACUUGGUUUUCAGACACUGAGAAAAUGGUAUAAUAAUCAAAUACUUAAUAGUAAAUAAGUGAUGUAUCAGGGUAUUUGUAUUGCAAACUGUGAAUCAAAUGCUACACAUCCCCAAAGGAAUAUAAGACACUACAAUUGAAACUUAAUGAACUUUGCAGGUGGACAACAUCACCAUGUCAGAUGGGAAAGGACAGAACAAUUCUUGUAUAUUUAAACUCAUCUCCACUAAAUGAAGAAAUUUAGGAACAAAUUGACCUGUGCUAUCAAGCUAUUGUAAUGGGGGGGAUUUGCGUGCACUGAAUUCCUUCACCAGAUAGCUGGAAUAAAAACUAUUCCAAAGGAUGCAAGCUGCACCUUCUGGCAGCAUCCUUUGUAUUAACCUUCCAAGGACCCAACACCUACUCUCUUCUGUGAUCAUGGAUGUGUUCUUUAUGCAGAAACCUGUUUUAAAAGAAGGAGGAAAGCAAAGACCUGUGGAAGGCCACACACACAUCAGCCAUGCCACCAAAUCAUAAAAAGCCUACGUGCCAGGCCUGCAAACCAUUAGUACGAACAGUCUAGGAAUAAGUUAGCUUGCCAUUCUUAAUAUGUUCUGAAGUUUGUUUUGUCAUGUGUACAUGUUGUUAAAAAAAAUGGAGGCAGUAUCCCUCUUCUGGUCUAUGUCAGCAUGAUACAGGAAAACAUGCUUUCACAUGCUUGUCAACUGGUCCAAAGCUAAAGCUUUAAGGAGACCCAUUUCUGCUGCUGUAGUGGUGAUGCAUCUGGACAUCACCACGUGCUGGUAUCCAUAAAGUUUUUGUGUCAAAUGGCUUGUUAGAGCACAUCAGUCUUUUCAGUAUCAAGUCUGUAGUUCAUUAAAAAAAUUGUUAAAAUAAAAUCUGUGCUUGGGUUUCAAAGAGCAUUUCUAGGUUGUUCAAGCUAACAAGCAAAGCCAGUGGAAAUCAAAUCAUUUAGUCUCACAGCAAUUGAACAUUGCCAAAAGGUGGGAAAGAAGGGACUUGUUUUUAAUAUGUGUUGAGGGUGGGGGUGAGAGAGGGGAAGACUAUGGAACGUAACUAAAAGCUGGACAAAGAGGACAAAAAGAAGAGUGAUACUGCCAUUUCUAAGUAGACCAAAGUCUGCUGCAGAACAAAUAUUGGUGAAAGACAAUUACAAACAAUCUCUUUCCAAAUGAAGAUAUCAGUAUUAUGACAUGUAAAGUCACAGUUAUGAAAGUCUUGCCUUAUUUCACUAUCCCAAGAGUUAACUGUGCAGGUGUGGAUCAAGAAAUGUUUAAAAUAAAGUAUUACUACUUUCGCAUUCAAAGAAAACCUAGUGUUUACAUUCUUUAGGUCCUGUGGGGGGGAACCGUGAUACUACACAUCGAAAACGCAGUCGUUUCCUUGAUGUCGCUUUCUGAUUGGUAAUUAUUUUUUACCAGUUCUUAAUUACUGUAUGUCGUGAGACACUAAAAUCAAAAGGGAAUCUCAUUUAAACUCUAAUUUUUUAAAGAUUAUUGGCUGCACAAUCACUUGCUGAA
Molecule: messenger RNA, 3507 nt
Organism: Vombatus ursinus (common wombat)
Lineage: Eukaryota; Metazoa; Chordata; Mammalia; Diprotodontia; Vombatidae
Gene: NR5A2
Product: nuclear receptor subfamily 5 group A member 2
Exons: 8
Coding region: 259-1887 (542 amino acids)
Biological process (GO): tissue development; hormone-mediated signaling pathway; regulation of transcription by RNA polymerase II
Cellular component (GO): RNA polymerase II transcription regulator complex
Molecular function (GO): RNA polymerase II cis-regulatory region sequence-specific DNA binding; nuclear receptor activity; zinc ion binding
Source: RefSeq, a predicted model, not a curated record